AUGAACGGCUUGCUGAAGAAACAGAUGAGUGCGCCGCCCACGAGCAGCAUGCCGGCGCCCUUUGAAGCCGAUGCGUGCUCGCCGUCUUCAGCGGCAUCUUCCUCGGCGGCAGCCUCCAGAUCCUCCUCCUUGUCCACCUCUGGCAGCUUGUAG
Messenger RNA from Acytostelium subglobosum LB1, 153 nucleotides. RefSeq lists its product as hypothetical. Bases 1 to 153 code for a protein of 50 amino acids. The transcript has a single exon. NCBI's taxonomy places the organism in Eukaryota, Evosea, Eumycetozoa, Acytosteliales, Acytosteliaceae. The record is from RefSeq and is a predicted model, not a curated record.